GCCACUUUGUUUUCAUACACUCUGCACCCUUGAAAGUCUGUUUUUCCAGCUUAACGCAUGAUUGUCAUCCACGAUGAGUAUCUCAGGGAUAGAAUUCAUCAAGGCGGAGACUGUCGAAAUCAAAGAAGAAAGCAAUUUGCCUCCCGCUGCCGACGACGAUGCGCAAAACGCCGGCUACGAUACGCUGGACGUGCGAGCGAAUAACACCAAGUGCGGCGAAGUGUUUCUUAUGGAUACGGAUAAAUUCCUCCUGAUAUGCAGCUUCUGUGACGAACUCUACGCGAGCAUGCAUGAUUUCGGCGAGCAUAUUCGCGAGAAACAUCUGAAUGUCACGGUCCACGACGAGGAUGUGUUGGAAGUUAAGGGGGAAGAUAUUGCUCCAGCUUCCGAGCCUGCAGUAGAACCUGUAGAGGUGUCUGUUCCUGACGUUAGUGAACUGGAGCCAGAGAUAUCGAUGCAGGAUGGCGAAGGUGAAGCGAUUGAGGAGAUGAGAGAUGAUAGCGAAGGUGAUGAUGAGUACAACCCCACCGAAUCGGAUGCAUCCAAGGAUUCAGAUCCGGAAGCGAGCGGUUCAGACUAUGAACCGAAAAGGAGGUCGAGGACGAGGCAGAACCGCGAACCAGACCCUAGUUUAUUUUGUGACAAAUGCAACCGACAGUACAAAAGUUCCAUAACAUUCAAUCGACACUGUAAGACCGUACAUGACCAGAACAGAGAAGAUAAAAAACCGGAAAACUUCAAGUGCCGCUACUGUGACAAAGAAUUCGCCACCGAGGAGGAGCUGAGCGAACAUAAAAACACUCACGACCGCUUCCGUCCGUUCCAGUGUCCGCAGUGCCCCAAAUCCUUCACAUCGAGCAACCAUCGGCAGAAACACAUCAACAUGCACAUGGGCUACCGUCCCUACAAGUGCACGAAAUGUCCAAGUGCCUUCGGGACGGAGUGCAACCUUCGCCAGCAUAUGCUCACGCACGCAGUGGCUGGACCACUGAGUUGUGAGAUCUGCGGCAAACAGUUCAUCCACCAGAGCCGCAAAGAUGUCCACAUGCGGUCGCAUACAGGCGAAAAACCGUUCCAAUGUGAGCAAUGCGGACGCAAGUUCAUCAUCCGAAGUCGCCUGACCGAGCAUAUGAAACGCCACAACAACACGAGGAAUCACGGAUGCGAGAUUUGCGGGAAGAAGUUCUACACAAAUGUUAUGCUCAAGCACCACCAAGUGGCACACUCAAACGACCGCCCGUUUGCCUGCACGGAUUGCGGCAAGACCUUCCCGCGGAAAAUCUCACUGAAAAUGCACCGAAAAAUCCAUUCGGAUGUGAAGCAAUAUUCAUGUAACAUUUGUGGGAAGGAGUUCAGACAAUAUGCGGGUCUGUACGCGCAUCGGAAGUCGCACGGGGAGAAGAAGGGCCUUCCGCAGACCAAUAUCGCUGUGAGUGAUAAAUACACGCCCCCAACGCAUUUGCUUAUUGUUCAUAAUGAGGACUCACGUGAAGGUGGGGCGAGAGCUAGAAUUGACCUCGAACGGAGCCUUUAGUACUCGAAAACUGGCCAAAAACCAAACCCCACCAGGUAAGAAUGGGGAAUGAAUUCAAGGAGUUGACAGUGAUUUUGGUCUUACUGUUGGGGUUCUAUUUUGCAGCCCAAGGUGCUACUACAUGUACAACGUUAAAGCUUCCGCGGCGCGCUAUAUCUUGCGGAAUGAAAGCUGCUGUAUACCGUGCGGUCAGGAUGCCAAAUUUUGUAAUGUAAGAAUUGUUAUCGUUGAUGUGUAUAUAGUAGGCUAGAUUUAUUUCUGUUAGGAAUUGUAUUAAAAUAUAAAGUACUACUAGGGCUAAGCCGUAAAUAUGCGAGUAUACAUCGAGCCUUUGCAACUAGAUUUCUGUUCCCUCAUGAAAAUAAGGGAAGGCGGUUGUCCAGCCAAAUACCUCCAGUAAAUGUGGAGGAGCUGCGGGUAAUAUGUGGUAGGAUCGGUGACAUCAAGGCCCCAGGUUUGGAUGGCAUCCCCAACC
This is a messenger RNA of Hermetia illucens (black soldier fly), 2009 nucleotides long. RefSeq names its product zinc finger protein OZF-like. The record is from RefSeq and is a predicted model, not a curated record. Gene Ontology annotation, cellular component: nucleus. NCBI's taxonomy places the organism in Eukaryota, Metazoa, Arthropoda, Insecta, Diptera, Stratiomyidae. The transcript is spliced from 2 exons. The coding region runs from base 74 to 1534 and encodes 486 amino acids.